Caenorhabditis elegans is the source of this 1780-nucleotide messenger RNA. It is a transcript of the gene C32E12.1, whose product is annotated as SAM domain-containing protein. The record is from RefSeq and is marked reviewed. The transcript has 9 exons. Bases 67 to 1725 code for a protein of 552 amino acids. Lineage: Eukaryota; Metazoa; Nematoda; Chromadorea; Rhabditida; Rhabditidae.
AUUAUCAAUUUAUCGAUCGAUAAAUUUCAUUGUUCGAAGUAGUCUACUUGUAUUUUGCCGAUCAUUAUGACUGUUCAUAAAAAAACUGAAAAAAAGACGAAGACGGAAUCGCCGGUCAAGCCGAAAAAAGUUGCCUCAAAGCACGUGAAGAAUAAGAAGGAUAAGAAAGAUAAAAAGGACCGAAAGGUAAAGAAGGUAGAGCAAAAGGAUAAAAAGGAUAAGAAAGAGAAGAAUGUGAAGAAGGGAUCUAAAAGUGAUCCAAAUGCAGUGGCGAAGAUCAAGAAGAAUAAAAAGGACAAAAAGUCCAAGGAUAAGAAGCCGAAGGAUAAAAAGUCAAAAGAAAAGAAACCGAAAGCUGCUAAAUCAAAGGAGGUCAAGUCGAAGGAUGUUAAACCGAAGGAUGUCAAAUCAAAGGAUGAAAAGAAAAAGAAGAAGAACAGCAAGGGCAAGAAACCAUCGACAGAUCCACUUUUUUCCGGACCCUUAACACAAGCUCCAAAGAGAUCAAAGGGAGAAACGCAGGAACUCAAUCAAUUGCUCGAAAAUAACGCUCAAAAUAAGCCGAAGAAAGUGAAGGAACCAUCUGGAAUCGAUGCAAUUGAUUUGAAAUCUGAUAGUCUAGUUGUUGAGAAGACUCAAUUGUCUGGUGAUAGUGCACUUCGAGUGACUGCAAAGGAAAAGAAGAAGACCAAGAAGACUGAGAUUGUAGUGAAAGAAGUUAAAGAGGAGAAAAAGAAGGACACUGGUUCGGUAUCUGAAGAUGAAAAUGAUAUAAAGGCAUUUCAAGCGGAGAAAUCGAAAGAAAUCGAAACGAAGAAAAAUGAAGAAAUGGAGAAGAAACAGGAGGAGCCCAAAGUCAAACCAGUUCCCCCUGGCACAACACCUGACACCACAACAACAACUCCAGAGAAGAAAUCAAAGAGCAUCACAGACUCGAACAUCAAACCAGAGUUGGAUGAAAUUCCUGAAGCAAGAACUCCCGAAGCAGAAGGUCCUCCGAUGAUGGUGAAGGAAAGAUCUGAGAAGCGUUUGAAAAUAGAAUCAACACAAGACACUGAUGAUUCCGAUCCAAAGAAGGUGAAGUCGGGUCCGAAGAAGAUCAGACCAGAGAGUUUCAAAUUGAAAAAGACGCAGUCGUUCUCACCGGUUAACAUAGUCUCUACAGUUCCUGAUCAAGUCAAGAAGCCAGGCAAAAAUUCUCCGAAGGAUGAACAUGUUAUGAAAACUCCACCAAUUGAGAACCCAGUUGCCGCCAAGAAGAACCCAUUUGAUCCACUACGUUCAGAACUGGAGACCCCGAUUCAAGAACCUGCAUUUGUAGUCAAUCGUGGUGAUACAAAGAUCAAGAAUAUGGAGAUCAAGUUGGUCAACUUGGAUUUGGUUGGCAGAACCGGGAUGUACAUGGAAAGAUGUGGAAUGAAUGCUGAGAGAAAGGAGGCAUUUGACUGGCUUGCUUACAAUCGUCACGACUUGAACAAUAAACAGAAAGAGUUUUCACAGAACUUGUCCGUGGCUCUAAGUGAUAUUGGAAUUACCAAAGAACUCCUCAUGCGCACAAUAAUCUACCUCAAAUCGCAUAAUCAAAUCACGCCAUCUGAAAUGGAUAUGGUUUUGAAGGACGUGAAAGGAUGUAAAGGAGAUACUGUCAGUUUCUCGCAACUUUCCGUCUUCCUUCAGUCACAUUGUGCAGUUUAUAAGAAGCAUACGAAUAGCAAGGAUCAUUGAUUAACUUGUCCGGUGAAUGAAAUAUAGGAAUGAGAAUAAAGUCUGAUUAUUGGAU